AUGGAGGUGCUGGGCGAGCCAGCUAUAGGCGCCAAAGAGGAGGCGACGCUGAUGUGGAGUUGCCGAGUGAGCAGGCUGUGUGCGCAGGAAAGGCUGUUUGCGCUGGCUGGGCGCGCAGAAGGGGCUGCUGUGCUGGUUGGGCAUGCAGGGGGGGUUGUUGCGCAUAAGAGGCUACUGCGCUGGAAGGGCGUGCAAGAGGGGCUGCUGCGCAAGAAGGGCUGUUGGGCGAGCCUCGUGAAGCACUGGGCUGCACGCAACGAGGUGCCGCUUGUGAAGCAGGACUUGGACUUCAGCGCCUUGGUCAAGGAUUGGUGA
Molecule: messenger RNA, 315 nt
Organism: Ilex paraguariensis (yerba mate)
Lineage: Eukaryota; Viridiplantae; Streptophyta; Magnoliopsida; Aquifoliales; Aquifoliaceae
Source: the annotation of a GenBank genome assembly